CAGACUGUGGACUAUCAGUAAACAGAUAUGAGUUAGUCAUUAACUCAAUUUAAACAGCACAUUCACCAUUCCUGCGCUUUCUUUAUUUUACUGCAUUUCCUCUCAUUUGAGGAGAAAUCAGACGGUAUUGAUCGGCUGUUCUGCCUGUGUGUGAUCAUGGCGAGGAAACUCUUCCUCUGCUUCGUUUUGCUGAUUUUCUUCUGGGCUGAUCCAGCUCUCAGCUCUCGCCCAGUCUUCCACAGUGGACCCAGUGCUCACAUGCUGCUGCGCUCCCGCAGAGCCAACAGCUUCCUGGAGGAGAUCAAGCCUCCGUCUCUGGAGAGAGAGUGUAUCGAGGAGCGCUGUGACUUCGAGGAAGCCAGAGAGAUCUUCCAGACCAGAGAGAGCACGUUGGAGUUCUGGACUCGCUACGUAGAUGGAAACCAGUGCAACCCUAACCCCUGCCAGAAUGGGCUUUGUGUGGACCAGUACCAGUCCUACAUUUGCAACUGUGACCAUGGCUUUGAAGGGAAAUACUGUCAAAUACAAGCCUCAGCCUUUAACUGCUCUGUGAACAAUGGCGACUGCGAUCACGACUGCCAAGACAGGAAGGACAAAACCGGACGGAUCUGCAGCUGCGUCCAAGGAUACCAACUCCACGAAAACUCUAAAGAGUGCACGCCCAAGACUCAAGAUUCAUGUGGACAGAUUUUGAUCGCAAAGUCGUCUCAGAGUACCAAGCCCAAGCCUGUUCUACACCCAUGGCUUUCUGGUGGUACAGUUGGAAAAAAGGGAGAAAGUCCCUGGCAGGCUCUUAUUCUGAACGCCAAAGGAAAAUUCCACUGCGGCGGCGUCUUGCUUGACGAAAGUUGGGUCCUAACUGCUGCCCACUGUCUAGAAACAAGCCUUCGCUUCAGUGUGCGACUAGGUGACUACUUACGAUUCACGAAAGAAGGAGAUGAAGUGACCAUCCCCGUGUCGAAGAUCGUCUCCCACCCAAAGUACAAUCCUCUAACUGUGGACAACGACAUUGCCCUCCUUCGCUUGUCCACUCCGGUAAAAUUCACCACGUACAUCCUGCCGGCGUGCCUCCCGAGCCGCAGCCUGGCAGAGCGAGUGCUCCAUCGCAACGGGACCGAAACGGUGGUGACCGGAUGGGGCAAACCGAACGAGACGGCCACCCACUACAGCUCGGCUCUCAGCUACAUCAAGGUCCCCAUUGUGGAUCGUGCAGAGUGUGCCCAACAUAUGGUCAACAACCUCACCCAGAACGUGCUGUGCGCUGGAAUCAUCGGGAAGAUCAAGGACGCUUGCGAGGGUGAUAGCGGAGGUCCCAUGAUGACCCUCUACCACAACACGUGGUUCCUCCUAGGCCUCGUGUCCUGGGGCGAGGGAUGCGGCCGUACAGACAAACUGGGCAUCUACACCAAGGUCUCCAAUUAUAUGGAAUGGAUAGAGAGCGUCCGGAAGGAACCAACAGCCCAUUGAUUCAUCGCCAGGAUUUCAACAAUUCUCUGCAUUUACCUUAUUCACACAGUGGGUGUCUUGCUUAUUAUGUCUCGAAUUACUGGGUGGUAACAGGACAGUAAAAAGCUGGUAACAGCGUCUCAACUAACUAUGAUAUUGGCCUGUGCUGUAGAAAUAUAACUAUCUAGUAAAAACUUGAGACUGGCUCAAGACUUGAUUAGAAUCAAAUCCCAGAGGCUCAAGACUCAACUUGGACCCACAUCCCAAAUACUCAAAAAAACAUACCCAAGAAACCUUAGAGAUUGAAAACUCCACAUGGCAUCAAAUCCUAGAGACUUAAGACUUGACUUGGACAUGCACCUCAGAGAUUAUAGACUCAAGAUUGAGACUCAAAUCACAAAAGUUGAGACUUGAUUCAGACUCAAAAACAAGAUUCAACUCAAGAUUCAACUCAGGGACUCAAGAUUCAACUAGCACUCAAAACAUUAUUGACUCUAGAUUGUACUGGUACUUAUUCCUCGGAAACUUGACAUUGGCCUGGGCUGUAGGGAUAUAACUGCAGGGCUAAACUCACUAACCAUCUGCUAAAAACUUGAGACUGGACUCAAGACUUGAUUAGAAUCAAAUCCCAGAGGCUCAAGACUCGACUUGGACCAACGUCCCAGACACUCAAGCCUCAACACAGGCAUACACCCCAGAAAACUUAGAGAUUUGAGUUGAUUUAUGUUCAACCACUUGAGACUCUAAUCAAAUUCUAGAGACUCUAGACUCGACUUAGAGUUGCAUCUCAGAUACUCAAGUCUUGACACAAAUUCACAUCCCAUAGACUCUACUCAGACUCAAUACCCCAGAAACCUCUGAGAUUCGAGAAUCAACAUAGACUUAUGCAGAGUCUCAGUCACAAACUCAUGCUUAAGAGACUCAAGUCCAAAAUAAAUUCUAGGGGAUUUUUAUUUGACUUAGACUUAUACCCUAGAAACCUCAGAGAUUCAAUACUAAGCAAGAACUUGAACACAAGAAACUGUAGACUUAACAUGGGGUCAAACAUAGAAUCAAAUCCUGGACUCUUAAGACUUUACUUGGACUCGUACCUCAGACACAUUCACACCCCAGAGUCUCUAUUCUUGAUGGGAACCCAAGAGAAUCAACACUGAUUGAUAUAGAGUGUCUAUACCUGGCUUGUGCCUAAGAGACUUAACUCAGAAUCAAAUCCCAGAUGCUUGUUAUUCAACAACAUACCCCAAAAACUAAGACCCCUACCCCUAACAAGACUAAGCAUAGACUUGCACCACAGAGACUGUAAACUUGACUUAGACUGUACCAAAAGUCAAACCUCAGAGACUUGAUACUUAACCCUGCCUUAAAUCCCAGAGACUUAAGACACAAAAUUAAACUUAAACUCCAUAUCUCAGAAACCUGGGAAGAGGUUUAAGAAUAAAUACAGACUCAUGAAGAGUCUCUAGAUUUUACUUAAAGUCAUGCAUGACAGACUAAACUCGGAAUCAAAUCCCAAUUGCUUAUACCCCAGAAACCUGGAGUCAAAUAUGGAGUAAAACCCACUCUAAGCACAGACUUGGACUCCAGAGACUGUAGACCUAACAUGGAGUCAAACCAAGAAACCUCAGAGAUUCGAGACUCAACACAAAAUCAAAUUCUAGAGGCUUGAGACUUGGAUUUGGACUUUUACCUCAGACACCCAAAACUUCACACGUUUGAAACUCUAGACUGGUUUAAAAUCAAAUUACAGAGACUCAAGACUGUACUGAGACUCAAUUUCCCAGAAACCUCAGAGGUUUGAGACUCACCAUAGAAUCCAAACCUACAGGCUUAAGACUUGACUAGGACUUGCACCUCAGAGACUUUAAACUCAACCGGCACUCAUGCUAUAGAGACUUGAGACUUAAAUCAUAAAAUUUGAGACUUGGAACACCAGAGACUCAAGACUGAACCUUAGUACCUUAUGGACUCUAGACUUGACUGGGACUUGUGCCUCAGAAACUUUAGACUCAACUUAGACUCAAACCCAAGAGACCUUAAAGACUCAACUUGGACUCACCCUUCAGAAACGCAUGACUCAACUCAGACUCGUGCCUCAGAGAUUUCAGACUCGAUUUGGACCCAAGACUCAACUCUGACAUUGCUGCAGAGACUCAAUCUGCAGAGAUUUGUAUCUUAAGUCCCUGGGGUCCAAGUCUUCCUUGGGUUUAGACCUCUGGGGCUUGGACUAGGCACCUCAUUAACUCAAGAUUCAACUAAGACUCACAUAAAAGCAACUUAUGAACUCUGUCUAGGACAUGCCAAUUGGUCUGAAGCUUUGAGGCAGUAAAGAAAAACUACUAAUGUGUGUUGACAGUAGUACAAAAAUAUGUGAACUUUCCUAAAGCUUCUGAAUUUAUACCCUGUGACAUAAUAAGCAAAGUGGUCUCUGUGUGAAUAGGAUAAAUGGAUCUGAACAAUUUCAUAAACUCAAUUAAAUCUGAAGUGUCUGUUUUCUUCAUUAAAGCUCACACACUUUAAAAUCA
Astyanax mexicanus (Mexican tetra) is the source of this 3968-nucleotide messenger RNA. RefSeq names its product protein C (inactivator of coagulation factors Va and VIIIa), a (gene proca). Gene Ontology annotation, biological process: proteolysis; blood coagulation. Gene Ontology annotation, molecular function: calcium ion binding; serine-type endopeptidase activity. The record is from RefSeq and is a predicted model, not a curated record. The transcript has 10 exons. Gene Ontology annotation, cellular component: extracellular region. Bases 157 to 1467 code for a protein of 436 amino acids. NCBI's taxonomy places the organism in Eukaryota, Metazoa, Chordata, Actinopteri, Characiformes, Acestrorhamphidae.